Molecule: messenger RNA, 2379 nt
Organism: Mesocricetus auratus (golden hamster)
Lineage: Eukaryota; Metazoa; Chordata; Mammalia; Rodentia; Cricetidae
Product: vomeronasal type-2 receptor 116-like
Exons: 5
Coding region: 1-2379 (792 amino acids)
Biological process (GO): G protein-coupled receptor signaling pathway
Cellular component (GO): membrane
Molecular function (GO): G protein-coupled receptor activity
Source: RefSeq, a predicted model, not a curated record
AUGAAAAAUUUCUGCAGGUUCAAAUUGAAGAACUACCAGUGUUCUUUGGCUUUCAUAUUUGCCACUGAGGAGAUCAACAGGAACCCUCAUCUUUUACCCAACACAUCUCUGGGAUUUGAUCUCUACAAUAUCGAAAGAAGUGAAUGGGAAUUUAUCAAGGAAGUGUUCCUUUGGCUCACAGGAAUGGGAAUCAUCACUCCCAACUAUACAUAUAGAAGGGAGAGAAAGGCUGUUGCUCUACUUACAGCAUCAUGGCUAAUUUCUACAAGUGGUGGAAGACUUCUGAAUCUCUACAAAUAUCCACAGCUUAGUUUUGGACAUUUUGACAGUAUCCUGAAUGACAGAGGCCAGUUCCCUUAUGCCUACCAAGCAGCUCCAAAGGACUCAUCUCUGUCACUUGGCAUUAUCUCUUUGAUGCUUCAUUUCAGCUGGACCUGGGUGGGGCUGGUCCUCAUAGAUAACUAUAAAGGAAAUAAGAUUCUAUCAGACAUGAGUGGAGAGAUGUACAGGAAUAGAGUGUGCUUAGCAUUUGUAAAAAUGGUGCAAGAGAACUUGUUUUGUUUUGGCUAUUCAUCCCUAGAGACUGUCAUGGUGAUUAAGAAGUCAUCUGCAAAUGUUGUUAUCAUUUAUGAACACAGGGAAUCUUUACAUUGCUUAAUGCUAUGUGGAUUGCAUAUUGUAAAAACAUGGAAAGUCUGGGUCAUGAAUUCAAAGUUUGAUAUGAGUAUCACUUCUGAGCCUUUUAUUUUUGAUCCAUUUCAUGGGACUCUCCUUUUUACACAUCACCAUGAUGAGAUUUCUGACUUUAAAACUUUUAUUCAGGCAUAUACCCCUUCUAAAUAUCCAGAUGACUAUUAUCUUAAUAUUAUAUGGAAUGGUUGGUUCAAUUGCUCUUUAUCUCUACCUUAUUGUAAAGUAUCUGGUAACUGUCUACCGAAUGCUUCAUUGGAAUUGAUUCCUUCAAAUACAUGGGAAAUGGACAUGACUGAAGCAAGUUACAAUAUAUAUAAUUCCGUGUAUGCUGUGGCUCAUACUCUCCAUGAGAUGACUGUGAAACAAGUACAAAUGCAACCUCAUGGAAACAGGGAGAGGAAUAUCCAUCCCUGGGAGCUUCAUCCCUUUCUCAAUAAAAUCCAGUUCAAAAAUGGUGCUGGACACCAUGUUGCAUUGGAUUACCAAAUGAAAUUAGAUGAAGAGUAUGAUAUUCUCAACUUCUGGAAUUGGCCACACGGUCUCAGACAAAAUAUGAAAGUUGGAACAUUUUCUUCAAAAGCUCCACAUGGGCACCAACUGAUUUUAUCUGAUCAUAUGAUACAGUGGGCCACAGGAUUUUCAGAGCUUCCUCGCUCUAUGUGCAGUGAGAGUUGUCUUCCUGGAUUUCGAAAAUCACCCCAGGAAUGGGAGCCUAACUGUUGCUAUGAUUGUGCUCCUUGUCCAGAAAAUGAGAUUUCCAAUGAGACAGAUAUGGACAAUUGUGUGAAGUGUCCAGAAAGUCACUAUGCAAAUGCACAGCAGAACCACUGCCUUGAGAAAGCUGUGACUUUCUUAUCCUAUGAAGAUCCCUUGGGAAAGGCACUCUCCUGCAUGUCCCUGGGGUGCUCUCUUCUCACAGCUGGUGUUUUUGGUGUCUUUGUGAAGCACUACCACACUCCCAUUGUCAAGGCCAACAAUCGGGCUCUCUCUUGCAUCCUGCUCAUCACUCUGACCUUCUGCUUUCUCUGUCCCUUGCUCUUCAUUGGCCAUCCCAACACAGUCACGUGUGUGCUGCAGCAGAGCACAUUUGCAGUUUUGUUUACUGUGGCUCUCUCCACAGUCCUGGCUAAAACAAUUACUGUGGUUCUGGCCUUCAGGGCCACUGUUCCAGGGAGAAUGGUGAGGUGGCUAAUGACAUCAAGGGUCCCUAACUUCAUCAUUCCCAUCUGUACCCUCAUCCAACUUGUGCUCUGUGGAAUUUGGCUGAGCAUCUCUCCUCCCUUUGUUGACCCAGAUGCUCACACUGAACAUGGACACAUCAUCGUUGUGUGCAACAAGGGCUCAGAGUUUGCCUUUCACUGUGUCCUGGGAUACCUCUGUUGCUUGGCAUUUGGGAGCUACACUAUGGCCUACCUCUCCAUGAACCUACCUGACACAUUCAAUGAAGCCAAAUUCUUGACAUUCAGCAUGCUGAUGUUCUUCUGUGUGUGGGUCACCUUCCUUCCUGUCUACCACAGCACCAAGGGCAAGGUCAUGGUGGUCAUGGAAGUCUUUGCUAUCUUGGCUUCCAGUGCAGGUCUCCUGGGCUGCAUCUUUGCCCCCAAGUGCUACAUAAUUUUGUUAAGACCAGAAAGGAACUCAUUGUGUUGCAUGAAGAGCAAAGCACAUUGUAGAAUAAAAUUUUAA